This is a messenger RNA of Melanotaenia boesemani (Boeseman's rainbowfish), 3772 nucleotides long. RefSeq names its product fibroblast growth factor 18a (gene fgf18a). Gene Ontology annotation, biological process: positive regulation of protein phosphorylation; positive regulation of cell population proliferation; cell differentiation. The record is from RefSeq and is a predicted model, not a curated record. The coding region runs from base 1441 to 2073 and encodes 210 amino acids. The transcript has 5 exons. Gene Ontology annotation, cellular component: cytoplasm. Gene Ontology annotation, molecular function: type 2 fibroblast growth factor receptor binding; growth factor activity; type 1 fibroblast growth factor receptor binding. Lineage: Eukaryota; Metazoa; Chordata; Actinopteri; Atheriniformes; Melanotaeniidae.
UAACACCAGUGAAGUGGAUAAAAGCGCACGGCUGGGUUCUUUUUGCGUUCUCUCUUGCGUUUUCUUCUAUAGUGUCUGAAUGAAACGGGGAGGCAGAUAAAUGGGGGAACAGGACGGCGCAGGUUCUGCUCUGGGAGUCGAUCUGUCAGCAUGAUCUUCUGAGUAAACACGUUUUGCCUUAACUUUUAUUUCUUCCCAAACUGGCGAGCUCCACACCACUCCUGUUCCAUCGCGGAGUUCUUUUUUCUCGGAACGAGGAGAGUUUGGUGUUUUUCCCCCUUCAGAGAAACUGGCUAAACUUUCUACGUUUAAAAAAAUAAAUAAAAAGAUCGGAUUGCAUUUUCCCCCUUCAAGCAUUUUGGAGGUGAUGUCAUCGUGCUGUGUUUUGGCAGGUAUUGUGCCGAGAGAGCGCAGGGAGGACCGCUGCAGCCAGGCGGUUUCCAGCGGCUAAGGAAAGAGGGGAAGUCCGGAAAAUCAGGUGCAAAGUGCGGCUGUCAUUUCCUCGCUGUGUCGCGGGUGGCUGAGUCCGCCACCCAGUCACAGCUGUUUCUAACCUCCCCAGCCAGCCCUACCUCCCUCGUCUUUAUAUUCCCCUUUUAAUCCAUUCCUAUUUUCAAUCAGCACUCUCCAUAUACCCCUCUGAGCUGGACCGCUCCGGGACCUCAUCACCCUCUCUCACGAACACCGUUGCCCGGUGUCACCUGAGCUACAGACCCGUUGAGCCAGCGUGGGGGCGCAGACAUGACCGAGGCCGUCUCGCAUUACCCUGCGCCCGCAGAGCCCCCUUCUCCAGGUUGCCGUUCGCUCCAUCUGCUAGUCCAGGUAACUCACCUUCAUCAGCUUCUGACCACGCACUGCUGGGACUAAACCUGCCUCUGAGACUAAACGUGUGGCAGUGCAAACACUACUUUAUUAUCUCACUAAGUAUAUAAUUAAUUUUGGAGCCCAGAAGCUUCAUAUUACGCUGAAACGUUACGCACUGGAUUACGCACGCUCCGCAUCUGUUCACGGAGCCAAACAUCACUCUGAGGGUCAGCAAGGUGGAUUGGUAUUGCCUAUCUGAGACGCGUGAGCGCGCUUUCACCUGUUCCUCUCCUUGUCGAGUACGCGCAGCGUCAGCGUUUUAAGUCCAAACCACUUGCUCCCCCGCCCAUCAAUCUCUCCCCCGGCCUGGACAGCUGUUUAAGGUUGCUCGGCGGUCAGUGUGGCACAGUUUUACCAACCUUAUACCCUACCUUGUCCGUGCCCACACAUUACCCACACCGGGGAAACCGGGGCACGCCAACGCCGAUGCCAACAGGAGUGGCUGCUAACUCUUUGACUCUGCACAACAUCCGCUGGAUUCAAAACACAGAGGGCAACUCUCCGGACUGUCGGACUGGCUCAGAACGAGCGAGGAGACUGUCUUUAGGCCAAGUUCCAUAGUGGAGGGGGGAAGCAAUGUGGUCCCUUCUUUCCACGUUGACCGUCUUAUGUAUCCAGAUGUUGCUGGUGAUGUGCAAUCCAUUGCAGCAGGUGCUUGGUGUGGAUGGAGUCAACUUCAGCGUGCAUGUGGAGAACCAGACACAGGUGCGAGACACCAUGAGUCGGAGACAUCAUCGAGUCUACCAACUCUACAGCCGCACCAGUGGCAAGCAUGUCCAGGUGCUGGGACGCAAGAUCAGUGCCAGAGGAGAAGACGGAGACAAAUAUGCCCAGCUUGUAGUGGAGGCAGAUACCUUUGGUAGCCAGGUGAGAAUACGGGGCAAAGAAACCAACUUCUACUUGUGCAUGAACCGCCGAGGCAAGCUGGUAGGAAAGAAGGCCAGUAACCGAAGUGCAGACUGCGUUUUUGUGGAAAAGGUUCUGGAAAACCACUACACAGCUCUGAUGUCAGCGCGCUAUGCAGACUGGUAUGUUGGCUUCACUAAAAGAGGGCGUCCUCGCCGAGGCCCCCAUACACUCCCCAACCAGCAAGAUGUACACUUCAUGAAACGCUUCCCACCUGGGGAGCAGCCUGACCUCACCACCCCCUUCCGCUUCACCACCGUCAGUAAGCGGGGCAAGAGAGUGCGCGCUACUGGGCCCCGCUAGUAGUGGCUAACGCUAGCACCCACUGACUUGUCAUCUUUGAGCCUGCCAAUGGCUAACCCAGUCAUCUCUUAUGUCACACAUGACUGAACAGCUCCCUUUGUUGGGACAAAUAUUGACCAGAAGCUUGAUGAAUCAUUCAUGGGGUUUAGCUUUAAGCAUCCUAAUUUGCCACUACAAACCCCUAGUUAGUGAUCAUUUCUAUCAGUUUCUCUUUUGUUCCCUUACUGGACCAAGUGGACGAUAACUCAUCCAAUGCUGGAAGCUCUUUGGACCUGGUCUGCUUCCCUUCAGAAGCCUGAAUUAGUGACAAAGAAUCAGAAGGCCAGCCAGAGUCCCAGGCUCUACAAAGGCUUUGACUCCCGAACCACAGAAACCACAAAGCCUUCAUGUUUCCUGUUUUGGAGUAGUUGGACAAUGUCAAGCAUGGGAUUACAACUGGACCAUACAGAGAGAACACAUGUGGGAGAAACUGAACAAGUGAGUGGGUGCUUAGCCUACAAAUAAAGGGACAGCAGGUGAAUACAGGAACAUAAUGAAGUGGACAGAGAGAUAGUGAUCUGCACAGAUGCAAUGGACAAAAAUGGACUGUUGACAUGUGAUGCACUUAUCUGUCUCACUGCUAAAAUGGUGGGAACCUGUGAGACUGUUGAUUGAAUGACAGGAUGCAUGAACUGAAGGAUGAAUGAGGGAACAUUAGAGUGAGUGACCAUGAAUAAAUGCCUGUUUGUAAUAAGAGGAUAGCUAGGAAAUGUAUGUUGUGUGUAUGUGUGUAUUUGUGUGUCCAUGAAGCUGAAUCAGGAGGGACUCUGGAAAGGGACCUGCAGUCCCUGGAUGAACCCAUGACAACUCACCGCAGGGACUGAAGCUUUAGGAACUGGAAUGUAUGAAAAUCAAGCUGCACCCAAAUCAGACAACCAAUUCCCGCAACCAAACCAGUGGCAACCAAAGACAACUGGAGAGCUACUUCAUGAUUCCUCCUCAUGCCAUGCCUCCCCCUGAGGACAUUACACCCCCAUUUAUUAGGUGCAGAGGGUGAUGAGUGCAGGGGCAAGCCCAACUGGGAGGGUGCCUUCUUUAAUAGCAUUGCUAUAGAAACGACCCAGGGGAUGAUGCUCCUGUGUGAUACCGUGGAUACAGAGUGCUGCUACCAGGACAUUCGGUGGAACAAACCAAAGUUUCAUGCAUACACACAAGAGAAAAAUAUUAAAGGGAACAAUUUAUUGAAAGGUAUAUAUAUAUAUAUAUAUAUAAUAUAUAUAUAUAUAUAUUAUAUAUAUAUACAUAAAAGAAGACCGAAACCCUAAAUAAGCAAUCUUACUAUGAUGGUUACUAUAAUUAUUACGAUAAAAUUAUUUCAUUUAUUUAUUUCAGCUCUGUGUGCAGCAGUCUUUCUCGACUCAGUAAACCUUACAGAAACAUUUCCUGUCUCCCAGCUUCUUUGAACUGCUUCAUCACCUGUUGUUUUCUUGCUGAUCUUGAAAGAGAUACAGAAUGCAGAUGCUUUGCUUUGGUCAGCUGAUUAUUGCAAGUUAUUGAUUCAGCAAAAUGCUAAAUGUUGGCAGGUUCCAGCUGUUGGAAUAUGAGCAUUUGGUUGCUUUACUCAUUUUAUAUCCUUGCUUAUUUAAUAUAUUUUGGUUUCAGACAGCUGGAAAAACAAAACAAGCAGUCUCCAGACACCACCUUGAUUUCUGGGAAAUUA